This is a messenger RNA of Hordeum vulgare subsp. vulgare (domesticated barley), 2546 nucleotides long. Its product is annotated as 9-cis-epoxycarotenoid dioxygenase NCED5, chloroplastic-like. The record is from RefSeq and is a predicted model, not a curated record. The transcript has a single exon. The coding region runs from base 175 to 1998 and encodes 607 amino acids. Gene Ontology annotation, cellular component: chloroplast stroma. Gene Ontology annotation, molecular function: carotenoid dioxygenase activity. Gene Ontology annotation, biological process: carotene catabolic process. Lineage: Eukaryota; Viridiplantae; Streptophyta; Magnoliopsida; Poales; Poaceae.
CCAUCUCCCUCACUCCCAUCACCCACUUCCUCUGCUCUCCCUUCCCUUCGCCCCCCACACCAAGAUCGCCGAUCGUCCGCGCUCGCUCGCCGGAGAGAACUCGAAUCGAUCGGACCAGCUCUCUUCUUCUUCUUCUUCUUCUUCUUCUUCUUUUACUUCUCGCGAGGAUCAGCGAUGCAGACUCUGUCGGCGCAGCCCCUCGCCUCCUCCUCUUCGAUACAGCGCCACCAUGGGCGCCGACGCGGCCCCGGCUCCGUCCGGUUCGCUCCCCGCGCGGCCGCCGCGGCUGCCGCCACGUCCACCAGCACGGCCCGCUCGCCGGCGUACGUCUCGUCGCCGUCCACGAGGAAGGUGCCCGGGUACGAGCAGUCGUCGCCGCCUGCCAUUGCCUCGCCGCAGAAGCAGGGGAGCAGCGGCGGCGAGGGCGAGCAGAGCCUCAACUUCUUCCAGCGCGCGGCGGCCGCGGCGCUCGACGCGUUCGAGGAGGGGUUCAUCAACAAUGUCCUGGAGCGGCCCCACGCGCUGCCGCGCACGGCCGACCCGGCCGUGCAGAUCGCCGGCAACUUCGCCCCCGUCGGCGAGCAGCCCCCCGUGCGCGCCCUCACGGUCUCCGGCCGCAUCCCGCCCUUCAUCAACGGCGUCUACGCCCGCAACGGCGCCAACCCCUGCUUCGAGCCCACGGCCGGCCACCACCUCUUCGACGGCGACGGCAUGGUCCACGCCAUCCGCAUCCGAAACGGCGCCGCCGAGUCCUACGCCUGCCGCUUCACCGAGACCGCCCGCCUCUCCCAGGAGCGCGCCGCGGGGAGGCCCGUCUUCCCUAAGACCAUCGGCGAGCUCCACGGCCACUCUGGCAUCGCGAGGCUGGCCCUCUUCUACGCGCGCGGCGCCUGCGGCCUCGUCGACCCGUCCCACGGCACUGGUGUUGCCAACGCCGGCCUCGUCUACUUCAACGGCCGCCUCCUCGCCAUGUCCGAGGACGACCUCCCGUACCAGGUCCGCGUCACCGCCGGUGGCGACCUCGAGACCGUCGGCCGCUACGACUUCGACGGCCAGCUCGACUGCGCCAUGAUCGCGCACCCCAAGCUCGACCCUGUCUCCGGCGAGCUCUUCGCGCUCAGCUACGAUGUCAUCAAGAAGCCGUACCUCAAGUACUUCUACUUCCACGCCGACGGCACCAAGUCCGCCGACGUCGAGAUCGAGCUCGACCAGCCCACCAUGAUCCACGACUUCGCCAUCACCGAGAACUUCGUCGUCGUGCCCGACCACCAGAUGGUGUUCAAGCUCGCCGAGAUGUUCCGCGGCGGCUCGCCGGUGAUGCUCGACAAGGAGAAGACCUCCCGCUUCGGCGUCCUCCCAAAGUACGCCAAGGACUCGUCGGAGAUGAUGUGGGUGGACGUGCCGGACUGCUUCUGUUUCCACCUCUGGAACUCGUGGGAGGAGCCGGAGACGGACGAGGUGGUGGUGAUCGGCUCCUGCAUGACCCCCGCAGACUCCAUCUUCAACGACACGGACGACCACCUCGAGAGCGUGCUCACCGAGAUCCGGCUCAACACGCGCACCGGCGAGUCCACGCGGCGGGCCAUCCUGCCGCUGGAGAGCCAGGUGAACCUCGAGGUCGGCAUGGUGAACCGCAACAUGCUGGGCCGGAAGACGAGGUACGCCUACCUGGCCGUGGCCGAGCCGUGGCCCAAGGUGUCCGGGUUCGCCAAGGUGGACCUGGUGACCGGCGAGCUGACCAAGUUCGAGUACGGCGAGGGCCGGUUCGGCGGCGAGCCGUGCUUCGUGCCCAUGGACGGCGAGCACGCGCGCCCCGGCGCCGAGGACGACGGCUACGUGCUCUCCUUCGUGCGCGACGAGGACGCCGGCACAUCCGAGCUCCUGGUCGUCAACGCCGCCGACAUGCGGCUCGAGGCCACCGUGCAGCUGCCGUCCCGGGUCCCCUAUGGCUUCCACGGCACAUUCAUCGGCGACGCCGACCUCGACGCCCAGCACUAAUCGAUUCCUUGGUUCUUUGACUACGCCUCAACAACGCCAUUGCUCCUCUCGCCCUCCAUCCCUCCCAUCUUCUCGGAUGAGAAGCAGAGGAAGCAGGGCAAGGAAAAUUUGGAGGGAAAAAAAGCUUUUCCAGAGGGAGCCACAGAGAGAGGUCCCCGGAAGAGGAAACAGUUAGCGGCGGUUACUCAUCACCACUCUCUUAAUCACUUGGUUUUUUGGUUGCUUCCUUUUUUACAUUCUCACUAAGUAUUUACUAGUGCAUGGUAGAAUCAUCAGGGUAGUAUAGUAAAUACUAGGGGGAAUUUAGAGAGGUAGGGAGAGAGCUUGAAGCUUUGGCACUGUGGCUGUACAGGGUGCUGAGAGCUCAGCUGGAUCCUGUUUUUCUAGAGAGAAGACAAGAGAGAGGAAUUGAACCACCCAGUUGUGCUGGAGCAACUGAGGUGCUGUUGGGGACUCAAUUCCUUUUCUCUGCUGUGUAUAUACACUCCUCAUGAUCACUGUGAUAUAGUAGCAGUAGUAGUAAUAAUAAAGCUUGACCAUCUUCAUCA